CCCUGUUUCUCUCAGAGUGGUGCUCGGUGGAUAGGAUACAGGUGUUUGCCUGUCAGUUUCAUACUCAGACAGAUUUAUUUUUUGACUAGCUGAUUUUUCUGAAUUUUAUUUGAUUUGCUGACAGCACAGUUGUCAUUUGAAAGAUCGGUAACCUGCAGACCCGUGAGCAAGAUGAACCAACCAACUCGCAUCCUGACAUUGGCCUUGCUGCUCCUGCAGCUGAUGGACAGCACAGAUGCUAAAAUGAGCAUCAUUUCCACUAAACUAGAUUUUAAAGUUGGAGAUGAGAUCUUACUGCUCUGUAAAGCUGGAGCAGAGGGAGAAAUAACAUGGCAAAAGGAUGGGCAGGACAUAGAUGAUGAAGAGCUUGUGAAUAGGUUGGACGAGGCCUCCUCCAAAUUGGUAAUUAACAAGGCUACAAUGCAGGAUGCCGGCAAGUACACCUGCCACUGCGAGUUUGACAGCGGACAUAAAGAUGAUGUUCAGAUACAGCUGUUUGUUUAUGAUGGGCCAUCAUUUGGAAGCACUAAGACCUACCAUGAGUUUCUGGAGGGUACAGAUGGGCUGGUGCCCUGCCUGGUGACUGGACAGCCACAGGUGGAUGUUCAGUGGUUUAGAAACCAGCAAGAAAUCUCUAAUGUGGGAGGGCAUAUGCGUAAGCAGUCUGAUAACGCGCUCCGUAUUGAAAAGGUGAAGAGAGAGGAUGCCGGGACAUAUGUGUGCAGAGCUCAGAUCAGAGGGAGGCCAUUAAUCUUUGUGGAACUCUCUGUUUCUGUUGUUGUCAAUGCUCCUCCGACUGUGAGACUGAGAGAAGAGGUGAAGAAAGUGUUGGCUGGACCUGAAACUAACGUCUCUUUGUUGUGUUUGGUGGAUGGUCUGCCACAACCCAACAUCACCUGGACCAUGCCUGUGGAGUUUAACCCCUCCCGUCAUCACUUCAACUCAGACAGCAGCCAGCUGACUAUACAGUCUGUUGUGAGGGAGGACUUUGGGGAGUACGUCUGCACGGCCACCAACAAGAUUGCUGAGAACAGUGCUACCAUCACGCUUCAUGUCUUUGAGGCCCCGGAGGUGUUUGUCUCGGCAGAGCAGCAGCGUGUGUUGGUGGGUGAGGCUGUAUCUGUGUCCUGUAAUGUGACCGGCCAUCCCCACCCUGAAUUACACUGGCUCAACAAGCAAAAUGGACAAACACUGAGUUCAACUUCAGGCCGUGUCCGAGUGGUGGAUGAUGUGUUGAUGAUCGAUGAGGUGGUGCCCUCUGAUGGUGGAUUGUAUUCCUGCAUGGCCGUCAGUUCUUCUGGAAAUGCAUCAAGAGAUGUCGCCAUAUACACUCAGCCCGGUCCACCUCUCUACCUGUCAGUCUCUGCGGGUUCAGCUUCAGUCCACUUCUCACUGAAAACCACACCUGUGAGUGGAGGAACACCCAUCACAAGUUUUGUCCUGCAGUGGAAAGAAAAACCCACAGAACAGUGGGAGGAGAUCACCGUCCCAGCUACAGAUCCUCUUGUUAUCAACCUCAAGCCGUACACUUCGUACACAGUACGUCUCUCUGCACUGAAUGCAGUGGGACGUGGAAAGUUCUCUGAGACACACAAGGUCCACACACAGGGAAUACAAGGUGAACCCGACAGUCCAGUUCUGUCCUCUGAUGAGAUGAAAAUAGAGGGCAACACCUUCUCUGUGCCUCUUAAACACACAGUAGAUGGUGGCAGCCCUGUGUUGCAGUUUAAUGUUCAAUACAGACAGGAUAAAGAAGAGGCUGAGUGGAAGGAAAUGCAGAUGCCACCUGAUGCUGACUCUGUUUCCCUCAAAGACUUGGCUUUUGGCUCAAACUAUCAGCUGGAAGUCUCAGCAGUCAAUGCCAACGGUUCCUCCAUACCUGCCACAUUCAACUUCACCAUCGCAGAACAGUCUGCCAAGGGCGGCAUGACCAAAGGCGCUGUGGUUGGCAUCGUCAUGAUCAUCUUCCUGGUGGUAUUCAUUGCUGUCGAUGCCACCUGCUGCUACAGAAACCACUGCGGCCUGCUCAUGUGCAUUGCUGUGAAGAUCUUUGGGCAGAAAGUUCCAGGAAUCAAAAAGCUGGAAGAAGGAGGUGAAAAGGGAGAAGUAAAGCUGAAGGGCAUGUCCACUCUGAAAAGCAGUAUGCAACAGGUGGGGGUCCCACUCAAGGAAGGGAAAUGUGACAAGGCCCCACUCACCAAGAAUGAGAAAACCCAACCUGACAGAGACCUGCCCAGCAUCAAUGCAUGAGACAAGGAAACAAAGACAGGAAGAUUUCAUGUACUUUACAGACAACAAAAGAAGAAGUGAAGUAAUGAUAGGUGCCAUGGGAAAGGGCAAACAUUUUAACACUCCGUAGGGGACUGGCUGAUUUUGGCCUGACCCAAACCUCUGAACGGUUUCAGUCAGAGGACAGCGAUUCUUAGUGCAGCCUCUCGUGACAGCACCGUCCUCUCCUCAAGCUUCUAGCUGACCUGAAGGUUGAUACGUGACUGCAGACAGGAGAUUAGCAGAAUUAUUUUUUUGUUACUAUGUCUGCUCCAAUUUACAUUAGUUCAUGAUAAAUGGUCUUUUACAGGGUAAUCCUCAUGUCUGUGGUUUACAGGCUAAAACCAUUGUUGUUACUUUCUAAUUUUACACUUGAUUUAUGAAAAAAAAAUCAUAAAGACACAACAAAGGUUUGCCUUCCACAUUUGAAUGUUACACAGGCGUGAGGACCUAGUUCAUUUUGGUUUUUGUUACUAACUGUUUAUUAUUACUGCACUGUGGCAGCUCUACUAACUUAUGUCUAUGACAAAAUAUCUUAUUAAUAUAACCGAAUAUGACAACUUUACCAUGUGGACCAUUUAAAGGGCAAUAUAUACUAAAGCUACACAUAAUCAACCUUAAUUUAAUGUAUGCUAAUUUGUGUUGAUAUUUAUUGGGGGGUUUAAAAGCCAUACCGUGACUAAAUGAGAAAUGUUGUAAAAAUGAAAAACAUAAUUGGACUUUUUAGCCAGUUUUGUUCUUAAGCACUUUUUAGGAAAAGUUUUGAAGCUCUGCUAGUAUCACUGACCACUUAGGGGACCUUAAAAUGAGAUCCCUCUUUAAAGUACCUGUAAUAAUAGCCAACAUGCAUGAUAUGGUUGCUAGACACAAAACUGAUUAAUGUAACUCAUUUUUGUAUUUAUGACCAAAUUAAUGAUUACAGGAAGCAAGCUGUUCAAAUGACAAUUUAUUUGAAGUAUCUUCGAAUUAUUUUUAUAUUAUAUUUUUCACUGUACAUUCUUGUAAAUACAUGUUACUUCUUUCUCUUUGUGUUUUAUAAAAAACUUUGACUUGGAAAGCAGCUGUAUGUCUCUUUUACUCACCAAAUGAAUGUUUUUCCCUUUUUCCUGGUGUAAUUAUCUCAUACAGUAAAACUAUGAACACA
Molecule: messenger RNA, 3412 nt
Organism: Oreochromis niloticus (Nile tilapia)
Lineage: Eukaryota; Metazoa; Chordata; Actinopteri; Cichliformes; Cichlidae
Gene: ncam3
Product: neural cell adhesion molecule 3
Exons: 17
Coding region: 172-2250 (692 amino acids)
Biological process (GO): cell adhesion
Cellular component (GO): neuron projection; membrane
Molecular function (GO): protein binding
Source: RefSeq, a predicted model, not a curated record